Messenger RNA from Tinamus guttatus (white-throated tinamou), 270 nucleotides. The record is from RefSeq and is a predicted model, not a curated record. NCBI's taxonomy places the organism in Eukaryota, Metazoa, Chordata, Aves, Tinamiformes, Tinamidae.
GGCGCCGGCCCGAGUAACCCGCGUCUCUCUCUCCCGUCCGCAGAGGAGCUGCGCGAGUAUUUCUCCCAGUUCGGCCCCGUGCAGCGGUGCCAGCUGCCCUUCGACAGAGACACAGGCUUUCACAAACGCUUCUGCUGGAUUAAAUUCUCAUCUCCAGAAGGUGUACAGAACGUGUUCCAGAAGGACUCCCACAUACUUGAGGGUGCCAAGCUCUACCUCAGAGAGCAGAGAGGUAGAAGAGGCGUUCAGCCAAAGAAGGAGUCAAAGUGA